Molecule: messenger RNA, 543 nt
Organism: Drosophila innubila
Lineage: Eukaryota; Metazoa; Arthropoda; Insecta; Diptera; Drosophilidae
Exons: 4
Coding region: 62-439 (125 amino acids)
Source: RefSeq, a predicted model, not a curated record
UUUCAGAUUGUAUUGAUUGUAGAAAACUUUUCCCCGACAUACUUCGAUUUCAAAAUUUAUCAUGAAUUGUGGAGGUUGUUGUACACUGCGACGGCAGGCUAUUAUUUUUAGUAUUUUAACCAUAUGUCAUGGCGCAGCUCUGAUGAUUAUCUUUGGCUCAAUCAGCUGCGUCAAUUGGAACAUAAAAGCUCUAAGACGUCAACGCUUACAUAAUUUUGCGUUAGUAGGGUUGUCGUUAAUUCAUACUGUGUCGGGUAUACUGAUGUUGAUAGGCGUCUUGAAAAAUUUGAAAUUCAUAUAUAUUCCUGGUCUUUUAAUAAGCUUUAUAAUGCCAAUUGUGGAGGUUAAAUCUGUACUAGUAUAUAUGAUAAUAAUUCAAUUAAUAUUUGCCGUCAUCACUUGCAGAUUUAUAUGCUUUACGAGAGACUCUAAUGUUUGAAUUACAUAAAUUUAGAGUAUCAGAGGAAUAAGUAUUACUGAAAAUAUUUAAAUUAUUUAGUGAUUGGAAUUACUUUCAUAUUUUUUGGCUAAUCUUACAUCUUU